AAGAUGUUGAAGUAAAGGAUUUGUUCACGGACGAUGAAUGGAAUGAAAUGAUCGAGGAUUUCGUGAAUAACGUUAAUUUAAGCGAUUUGGACGUCAAACAGGAGGAGCCUAUCUAUGAAAUAAUGGACAAGAUAACAGAGAAAUUGAAGAAGGAACCAUUCGAUUUAAUAUCUGAAAUUGAAAGUUGUGUAAUUGAAGUACGUAUUUCACUUGUAUUGAUUUCUUAUAAAGUACAGGUUCUAAUGACCAUCAUUUCGCCUACAAUCUACAACGUUUACGUUUGCCGAUCUGUAUUUGGUAGCAGUUUCACAAGUAUGAUGACCAAAGGGGUACUUACCUUCGACAAUAUUUAUCACUACGAAGAAGGAGAGAUUCAAUCUCUCGCCUCAUCAGUAAUUUCCAACAUGAAAACUAAACCUACCGAUAGGAGCUUGAUCGGACAGAAG
Funneliformis mosseae is the source of this 446-nucleotide messenger RNA. The record is from the annotation of a GenBank genome assembly. Lineage: Eukaryota; Fungi; Glomeromycota; Glomeromycetes; Glomerales; Glomeraceae.